UUUGAAACGGACACUCAAUUCGAGUCGAAAAGUUGGUGUGUAAUAUAUGCAGUGAUAAUAAUUUCGUUGUUGUUGUGCGUUGUUACAAAAAGUUGCAAGCUUUUCAUUUUUCCAAAUCGCAUAAAUUGAUUCGAUACUUCUAUUCAAUUUUUGAAUUAAUUUCAAGCAAUAUUUUUUUUUUGCAAUCGUUUUUAUUUGAAGUUAGGUUGGCGAUUCGAUAUUUUAUUUCACAAAACGGAAAUCAUGAAACCCAUCGAACCAAAUAAUUUUCACGUCAUUGAUGAACCGCUCGAUGCCAUCGAUGUAAUUCGCCAACAAUCAAUAUCUGGCGAUAUAAACGAUGAACCUUUGUACAUUUGUGAUAUCUCCGACAUCAUUAAUAAGCACAGCAUUUGGAAGCAACGCAUGCCACGAGUCCUUCCAUUUUAUGCUGUGAAAUGCAAUGAUAGCCCUAUCGUGAUCCAGACUUUGGCUAGCUUGGGAACCGGUUUUGAUUGUGCAUCGAAGGGAGAAAUUGCAAAAGUCAUGAGUUUUGGAGUGGCACCACAAUCGAUUAUCUAUGCCAAUCCAACCAAACCGAAAUCGCAUCUCGAAUAUGCGGCUGAAAUGAAUGUCAGCGUUAUGACAGUUGAUAGUGAUUUUGAACUACACAAAAUCAAAGCACACUAUCCACAUGCAAAUUUGGUUCUACGGAUUCGUUGUGAUGCUAAGGUUGCUCAAUGUCCACUUGGUGAAAAAUACGGCUGCAAUCCGGAUACUGACGGGAAAGAUCUCAUUGAAUUGGCUAAAUCGUUGGGAUUAAAUAUGAUUGGAAUAAGCUUCCAUGUUGGAUCUGGUUGUAUGGACCCAUCUGCGUAUGCAAAGGCAAUUCAAGCAUCCCGCAAAUUAUUCGACUUUGCGAAAAUUAUUGGCUAUAAUUUCACAUUGUUGGAUAUAGGCGGAGGCUUUCCAGGUGAUAGGGACACUGACAUCAAAGAGAUUGCAUCGAUUGUCAAUCACAAUGUUGAUUUACUUUUCCCAUCACCAGAUGUAACCAUUAUCGCUGAACCAGGUCGAUUUUAUGUAUCGUCUGCUUAUACACUUGCUUGUCAGGUUCACUCGAAGCGUGUGGUUCGUCAAAACGGCAAAUUCGACUCUGUGAUGUAUUACAUCAAUGACGGUGUAUAUGGAUCAUUUAAUUGCAAUUUGUACGAUCAUAAAAUUGUGCAUCCAACUACUUUGAAAUCUGCCGACGAGGAGUUGUUUAAAAGUUCAAUUUGGGGUCCAACAUGCGAUGCUCUUGAUCAGGUUUGUGAAAAUGUUUCAUUGCCGCGAUUAAACAUCGAUGAUUUCAUCAUAUUCGAAGAUAUGGGCGCAUACACCAUUCCAAUUGCCAGCCCCUUCAAUGGAUUUCCACUACCCAGAAUCGAGUACUAUGUGCAACGCAAGCAUUUGGAAGACAUUAAUGCAACAACUGCUAGCCAUGAAUACAUCUUAUUGCGCGGCAAUUAGUGAACGAAAAACAAACCCAAAUACGAAACAUCAAUGCAUUAUGGUAAGGGGAAGAAGUAAACAUGGAAAACAAUUGAGAGAAAAAAACAACAACAACAUAAGCACAUUACCUUUUAAAGCACUUGUAAUCAUUCACAAGCACGUUUUGGCAACCGAGUAAAUUCAAGUAGAACAAAAAUAAUAUGUAUACGUAUUUGAAAACAACACAUGUUUGAUGGUAAUGAAAAUCCACUUAUUCAUGGAAUUUGGGCCAGAUGGAAUUUGGUCCCGAACCGAAUUGCAAAUUUGAAAUGAUUAUCAUUAAGUUUUCAUUUCGGUACCGUUUCCCAAAUAUUUUAUUGACAUCCAAAUUUUGAACAUAUAAAUUGAAAAAAAAAAAAAAUACGAACAAAAUGUAGCGUGUACUAGUUGAAAUGUUUGUCCAU
This is a messenger RNA of Contarinia nasturtii (swede midge), 1916 nucleotides long. Its product is annotated as ornithine decarboxylase 1-like. Bases 244 to 1491 code for a protein of 415 amino acids. The record is from RefSeq and is a predicted model, not a curated record. The transcript is spliced from 10 exons. Gene Ontology annotation, molecular function: ornithine decarboxylase activity. NCBI's taxonomy places the organism in Eukaryota, Metazoa, Arthropoda, Insecta, Diptera, Cecidomyiidae. Gene Ontology annotation, cellular component: cytoplasm.